AUGGCAAUGAAAGCUCAAGCAGAACUGAAACAGCCCAUUACCUGUGAAAUCGUGUCCAUACAGGCGUCUCAGAAGACUGGUUUCAGCAACACCAACGGACGGAUACUAAAUCUUGUAAUGCCUUUCUCAGCUACACCAGAGGAGACCUUCUUACUCUCCAGGAAUGCAUUAAUAGGAGCAAGCUCCCGCGGCGGGGCGGCUGCAGGGUCUCCCAGCAGGGCUCAGGAUGGCGGAGAGGACGACGGGGGCCUGCAGAAGGACACGUCUCACAUGUCAUUUGAGGAGCUGUUAGAACUGCAGAGUCAAGUGGGGACUAAAGGCUGCAAACGAUUGGUAACAGGAAGCAGCGCUAAGAAGCAGAGUUCUAGACCACCUGUCCCAAAAGCAUGUGUUGCAGAUAAGCACAGGCCUCUGGAGAUGUCAGCCAAGGUCCGGGUGCCAUUUUUGCGGCAGGUUGUCCCCGUCAGUAAGAAGGUGGCCCGGGACCCCCGCUUUGAUGCUCUGUCAGGGGAGUAUAGUCCUGAGGUGUUCGAUAAAACGUAUCAAUUCCUAGAUGACAUCCGAGCCAGAGAGAAAGAGCUGGUGAAAAAGCAGCUGAAGAAGCGCCGUUCAGGGGAGGAGCAUGAGAAACUACAGCAGCUGCUUCCGCGAAUGGAGCAGCAAGAAAUGGCACAGAAGGAGCGAAGGCGGCAGCAGGAGCUACGCCUGGCCUUGAAGCAGGAGCUACGCCUGGCCUUGAAGCAGGAGCUUCGCCUGGCCUUGAAGCAGGAGCUACGCCUGGCCUUGAAGCAGGAGCUACGCCUGGCCUUGAAGCAGGAGCUACGCCUGGCCUUGAAGCAGGAGCGGCGGGCUCAGGCCCAGCAAGGCCAUCGGCCACACUUCCUGAAGAAAUCUGAGCAGCGCCAGUUGGUCCUGGCUGAGAAGCUUAAGGAGCUGAAACGAAGCAAGAAGCUAGGGAGCUUCUUGAGUCGAAAGAGGCGCCGAAAUGCAGGGCGAGGGUCACAGCUGCCCUGGAACUCGACUAGCUCAGAGAUGACUCUAAGCCUCUUGGACUGCCUGAGGGCUGAAAAGGAGCAGCUGAGCCUUCUGCCACGCCACUCUUCCUCUGCUUGCAUCGGGGUCAUCGUCCUUGUGUCCUUCUCCCAUCCUUGCCUUAAUGAUUCUGAUACAGAUGGAAAAGGACCUUGA
Molecule: messenger RNA, 1188 nt
Organism: Odocoileus virginianus texanus
Lineage: Eukaryota; Metazoa; Chordata; Mammalia; Artiodactyla; Cervidae
Source: RefSeq, a predicted model, not a curated record